Capsaspora owczarzaki ATCC 30864 is the source of this 1881-nucleotide messenger RNA. RefSeq lists its product as hypothetical. The coding region runs from base 1 to 1881 and encodes 626 amino acids. Gene Ontology annotation, cellular component: nucleus; HULC complex. NCBI's taxonomy places the organism in Eukaryota, Filasterea, Ministeriida, Capsasporidae. Gene Ontology annotation, molecular function: ubiquitin protein ligase activity. The record is from RefSeq and is a predicted model, not a curated record. The transcript has 5 exons.
AUGAGCACAAGUAGCAGUGGCAGUGGCAGCAGUAGUAGCGGGGCAAAGCGACCUGCUGAAUCCGACCUCGCUGAGCUGCCGUCCGCCAAACGCCUCGCUGUCGACCUCGCUGCUGCUGCCGGUGGUGGAUCGUCCCCGUCCAUCCACAGCCCGGCCUCGAGCAACGCUGCUCCUCUGGGCGAACACGCCCAUCCGCUCUCAUCUGCCGCUGCAUCCGCCAGCCAAGACGCAGCCGAUGAGGAACAAACGGGUGGCUUCCAAGCAGGAAUCGUCAAGACCCAACUCGCACACUUGCGCCGACAGUUUGCUGUCGUCAAGUCGGAAGCAGAGACGACGCGUGCGCGCGUUACACAGCUGACUAGUCAGCGCAAUCAGGAUGCUCUGGUUGCAGAUGAAGUCAUGCGCCAAUGGACACAGGUCCAAGACGAGAUGACCAGCACGCUGAUGAGCAUUGAUCCCGUCAGUGGCUUGCAAGAGCAUGCGCAAUUUGUCGCGCAGCCGUAUUCAACCGGGUUGGCAGCACACGUUGCAGAGCUCAAUAGUCAAACAACGCCAACACUGGCAGACACGGCGUGGUUCCUCCGCGUUCGCGACACGACACAGGCGCGAGCGCAGCAACUGCGUAGCGUGAUUGCCAAGUUGGCCGUGUCGAUUGACCAGCAGCGAGCAGUCAUUCACGGUCUAACGCAGCAACGCAACGAGCUGAUGAGCAACUCGGCGGCCCUGUCGCCUGUUGCCGCGACCGUUGCCCAGGAAAAUGCCCAGCAGCAAACCAAGCUGCACGAUCUGCAGAAUGCCCUUGCCGCACUGCAACAGGAGCUCUUCCAACGCAGUAACGACCUCGCAAGUCAAGCUGCAACCGUCGACCUCAAGGCGUCGCUCGCCGCUUCUCAGCACGAGAUUGAACUGCUCAACGACGAGUUGCGGUCUGCUCAGCGCAAAUCCCUCAAGUUGGAAGAGGAAGUACGCGAGUACCGAGAGGCGCGCUCAACGAACGCGGCGACAUCUUCGUUGGCAGCAUCCACAUCAGCGUUGCUGGCAGCAGCCACUGCUGCGACUGAUCCAUCAACUGGUCCCUCAACCCCUCUGACUGCGCCCCCGACGCUUCUCCCCGCUACCUCUACCGAAGGAGGCUCAGCAUCCUCCUCAAACCCUGCCGAAGUUGAGGCAUUGCAACGACAAGUAGCUGCGCUCCUCAAGACCAUGCAAGACCACCAUGCGGCAUUCGACACACACCGUGACGAAAAGUCGCGACUCCUCAAGGAGGUGCAAGCAUUGAAGCAACAGCUUUCCUUCCUCCCUGAUGCGGUGAUCGCAGGCCACCCCAUGUACAAACAACUCAAAGUGCAGUGCGAUACUGCUGUGAAAGAGCUGAUGGACGCGCGCGUUCUGAUGGACAUGCUGCAACGCGAACACUUCAAGCUCAUGCAGGCUCGAAGGGUUGAACUAGAGCAAAUUGAGCUGGCUGAAGUGGCACGGCGUAACGGCUAUGUGGAGGAGUUGCGGCGGCUGGAAGAUCACUAUGCCAAGGUCAAAAACGAGUAUGACAAGCUCCUCUACCGCCAGGAGAAGAAGACCUUGAGCGAAACGACCAUCCAAUCUAGCACUGCCAAUCAAGAAAUGCGUGAGCUCAUCCAGUCGCUGCAGAGUCAAAACACGUUGUUGAAAUCGGAGGUGGCGCGAAACCGCUCCAAGGCCGACGAUUUGCGUGUCGCCCUCGCGAAAUUGAACCCGAACGAUCCGUUGGUUCAGCAAGCAAUGGCGGCAGCUGCCGAGCAAGACUCUGCAUCUGGCGGUGCAAGCACCUCCAGUGGCAGCAACAGCGGCGCCAACUCUGAAGCGGUUGCCACCAUCAAGCAAUUGCGCGAAGAUUUGAAGUGA